CGGGCAUCAGUGUUCGCAGGCGAGUCGGGGCCACAAUCAACCUGUCAGCCUUUGAACCGCCCAUCACGUUUUCGGCCUGUGCCUUGCCUGCCGGCCUGAGUUGCCCUGCAACGACAACCUCGAACGCGACGUUCCUGACGCUUCCCAGCACCGCGUCCCGUCCCAGUCCCUGCGCUGCUCUCGUGCUGCGGCAGCCCGCCGUCGCCGAGCCCAAGAAAAAGUGCAGCAAACAGCAUCAUCAAGCUCGCUGAACGAGGGGCUGCCUGCCUGACCCCCCUGGAUGCACCGCCUCUGAUAGCAGCAACGAUCUGUCAGCGCCCAAUUUCCCCUAGUUCCGCGGAGACUCUUUGCCGCGAUCAAACGCUCUGUUUCGCCCAUUCUCCCUCGAUUGUUUUCCCCCUCUUGUGACGUGCUUGCGCGCAACCGGUAGCCUGCCAUGCCGGACCCUGUCGAUGCCCCAACCAAGCCUUGUCACAACUGCCGGCGGCAACGUCUGCGAUGUGACCGCUCCUAUCCCCAUUGCAACAAAUGCACCUCUCUUGGUAAGCAGUGCCUGGGCUACGGUAAACUCUUUCGAUGGACCGGUGCUGUGGCCAGUCGCGGCAAGCUCGCCGGCAAGACCUCGAGCGCCGCCAUCCAUGGCCAAGAGGAUCCCGGGACAUCGCCAGCCUCGUACCCGGAGGUCCGAUCGCCGUCUAGUUCGCCGACUACUUCAUCCUUCUUUAGCGAUGCCUCCACAGGCUCCUCAGAUUCCCAAUUGCAGCUGGCACGACGCCGGUCGCCCUCUUCUGAACCAAACUGCGCCAAUCAAUAUGUCUUGAUUGAUCCUCUCUUCCAAGAUCUCAGUAGUACUCAUCGCUACUAUCUAUCAUAUUAUAAGGAUCGCUUCUGUCAGGACUUGGUAUCGCAGGAUGUGAAUAAUGCAAACCCCUUUCGUGCCCUUCUACCUCUUACGAGAGCACACCCUCUUCUUCAGCAUGUUGUCGUGGCAGCAUCGGCAGCACACAUGUCUAACCAAGUCAGAGCACACAUAGCAUUUGCUCCAAAAGGCUCCAGCACAGCAAUUGGCUACCAGCAAACGUCUGACAGAGCUCUCCGCGAUGCCCUGGUUGCCAAACAGAAAGCCCUAGGAAUGAUGUCUGCUGCCAUCCAAGACCUUGACAUGUUAGGCGGAGAUGUAGCCCUUGCCGCUGCGCUCUUCUUUGUCAAUAUUGAGCUUAUUGAGUCCGGGAAGCACGGUUGGCGCGCUCACUUGGAAGGUGCUGCAAACAUCAUGGCUCUGCUUCAGCCCUCCUCGGCGUCUGAUGAAGCUUUGCGAGACUAUAUGCUGUCCGACUGCUUCAUCUACUUUAUUCUUGCCUCUGCCUUCAUGCCUGUCGCUCAACAAAUGCAUCUCAAGUUCAAGAUUGAGCCCGAAAAGAUUCCCCAAAUCCUUGGCCGAGCCGCUCAUAACAGCUACUUCUGCUGCCCGCCAGAGAUUCUACAAAUUCUCCACGCCGCCAGUGAACUCGCCAACUUACCACCGGAGGAGAACCAGAGUGAAGAGACAUCCAAAGCUGGCCUGGAGCUGCUGCAGCGUGCUCAGAGUUUCGAUGUGAUUGCAUGGGCUAGCGACGUUCUUAAUAUCCCAUCCCUAAAGGAUGUUCCCAUCGUCAGUCGAAUUCAUGCUGGGUCUGCCCAUCGGGUUGCGCUAUGCUUGUAUAUCUUACAGGCUGUCCCAUCGCUUGGACAGGUCGUAGGCCCUGAGCUGCGAGAACAGCUUGGGCAAGACAUCUUUAGUCACCUGGAUAAGAUUCCAGACCACGAUCCCAACUUCAAGGCCACGACAUGGCCAACCUUUAUAGCAGGCGCAGAGGCUUACGGUCAACCGCGCCAAGAUUGGAUCAUGAACCGUCUGCAAAGGCUGGUCGUAUCGUGUCCCUGGGGAUUCCUUUAUACGGCGAUGGAAGCCCUUCCCGUCAUAUGGGGCAUGGAUACCAAGGACAGCGGCGCAAGGAAUUGGCUCCAGGCCUUGAAAGACCCUAACCUCAACUUUUUAAUUGUUUGACGAGAGUAGAUACAAUCUGGCUCCUCUCCCCUUGAUUCCCCCAAAAGCGAAGCAUUAUAUCAUUUACAUUUUUUUGUCUAUAUCUACUCUAGCCACAUUAGAACAAAAUAAUAUGCAAAUAUGCAGUGAACAAUUUCCGGCCUCUCUAAUCUAAAAGGGAUAGGCCAACAUGGAGUAAACACAAUAGCCCUAGUGGCCGUUAUUAUGUAUGUAUUCAAAUGUACGCAUGCCAUUCAAAAAGAGCCUAAGCCAUGUCUCGUCCAGAGCGUUUAUCAGGCUGAGGUGAGGUUCUGCGGAAGUAGACUCUCUUGGCCCAUUUCCAGGCCUCGGCACCCAGAAUCCAGAUGCCAACGGCAAUAAAGACAACGGCCCAUUCCCAGCUGAUGCCAGUGUGUAAAAAGACGAUGUGGUUGAGGCCGGGAAUGUAGAGAGUAGGGAAGACGAUGAAGAAGACAACCGUAAUGGCGAAGAACAGAAACUGGUUGCCCCAAAGAUGUCCAAACCAAGCUUUGAUUCCUCGAGGCAUAUAAAAGAAUGAUCGACGGAAGUCAAUUAGCUCCCACGAGAAUAGAAGGAAGAUCCAUGUCAUGGUGGUGUAGCAAGUGGCUCGGGCGCGGAAGACAGCGUCGCACUCUGCUGAAUAGCGGUUGUUGCAUUCGACACCAAAGUUGCCAUCGUCAAAUCCGAAGAUGACAGUCGUGAAGGAGCCCAGAACGCAGCCGGCCAUUAAAAAGCCGUACACAAUCAUGUCGAGCAUGAAUUCGGGAGUGAAG
Messenger RNA from [Torrubiella] hemipterigena, 2820 nucleotides. NCBI's taxonomy places the organism in Eukaryota, Fungi, Ascomycota, Sordariomycetes, Hypocreales, Clavicipitaceae. The record is from the annotation of a GenBank genome assembly.